CUCUCUCUGUCGGUCAGGCACCAAGGAAGGAAAAAGGAGAUUCCAACUCCAUGAUUUCAUGUUAAGGAAAAAGAAGGAGCAAGAAGAAAGUAGCUAAAGUUUCUAAAAUCCUGAGUUCAAACACAGCAGCCCACUUCUAGGUAAAAACUGAAAUUUUCCAUCCAUUAUCUCGAAAUACUUUCUGAACCAAAGUUGUAGCCCCGGAAGAUACGAAUCCAACCCAACAAACGGCUCGUGAUUUCGUUAAGUAACGAAGAAGAUAUGGCCAAAAUACCGGAACUGCGUCAGUGGUGGCGAGCUCCUCGGGUUGGCAUGUUUUUCUUCACCAAAAUUCACAUUAUUUCAUCCCAAAUACUUACCAUAAACUCUCUAACAAUUAUUAGGAACAUCCGGAAGGUAUUGCAAAAAAGUUCGGCGUCGGAAUGUUGAAGUUAGUGAGUUAAUCGUCGGAAUCAUGUUCAUCGACAUACCCGAAAUUCUGGACAGCAACUUUCUAUUGACUUCAGGUCCGAUUUACGCUAUCUUACAUAUGUUAAAACGAAAUACUUUCUAUACGAAAGUUGUAGCCUUACAUCUUAGGAAUCCAUAGAAUCAAACGGUUUGCAAUUUCGUGAAGAAACGAUGAAGAUAUGCCCAAAUUACCGCAGGUUGUCCAGUUGUGACGGAAAUGACAAAGUUGGCAAAUUUCGAUGUUGUUUCCACUUCCGCUCAUCCGUAAGGUUUCGGCCGAUGAUUUCCAGGUCUGUACCUUUGCGUUAGACUUGUCGAAUCAUUCAUCACAUACAUACAUGAACAUAUAAGUUAUUCCAUAUGUUAAAACCAUUCCAAAAUAUAUAUGUGAUACAUAUAUAAGUUAUCUAUAUGUUGAGAUCAAAAUACACCAAACCCAUAAAGUUAAUAUACACAUAAGUAAAUAUAAACAUUGGAAAUCAACCCAACAAUAUGUAUAUGUUAAUCAAAGGUGCUUAAAAGACUUAAAGAAGUAUUUUGGACACUCAAAAUAUCAAGAGAAAGAUUUGCAGACCCAAACAGUCGACGCAAACGGUCGACCGUCGCAUUAAACAUCGAAAUGGACCCUGACUGUCAGACAAAUGGUCGACCGCCGGUGGCCAACGGUCGAUCGUCGCCUGCCCAGCCGAGAAUCGCCGUCGCCAUCCAGUCAACAGUGGUCGACCGCCGGUCAACCACGGUCGACCGUCACGGUGUUCCGCCAGCCCGACGUAAUGAAGGUCGAGGUCGACCGUCGCGCCAAGCGGUCGACUGUUCCGAGCCUCGUAGCUUAAUCAAAUGAUAUUUUAAUUAUGUUUCAUCCAAAUAAACUAAUGCAUGAUUAUAUAUACACAUUGUUUAUAAAUUGUUCAUGCCAUAGCAUUCAUUUCAUCACACAUAUUGUAGCAUAUCAUAUCAUAUGCAUGCGUAAGAGAUCAUGCGUAAUUGCGUCUCUUAUAGCGUGAUGUGCGGGACUUACUAGUCCGACAUCACCCGUUCUGGGCUUAGUGUACGUACAUGGUAUUCAGGUUUCGAGUACCACCCCUAUCUUUCUAGUCUCACCUCAUUCGUGAGACUAAGGCCGCGUGAGUUCGUCGUACAAAAUGGGUGAAUCUCAUAGCGCAAGGGUGUCCUUACUCGUUAGAAUCAUGCAUCAUGUUAUCAUCAUUAAGUACAUUGAUUACAUAGGUGUCAUGUAAUCAUCAUCAAGAACAAUCAAAUUGGUUAAAUGUGAAAUCAUGUUAUCAUCAUCAAGUACAUUGAUUACAUAGGUGUCAUGUAAUCAUCAUCAAGAACAAUCAAAUUGAUUAAAUGUGAAAUCAUGUUAUCAUCAUCAAGUACAUUGAUUACAUAGGUGUCAUGUAAUCAUCAUCAAGAACAAUUAUAUUGAUUACAUAGCUGUUAUGUAAUCAUCAUCAAAAAUAAUUAUAUUGAUUAUAUAUGCCAUCAGGUAAUUAUCAUUAAAUAUUUAUCAUCAUGAUUCAUCAAAUUGACCAUAUGAUAAUAUGUGUCAUAUCAUGAAUGUUACUAUACAUUUUGUGGACGUAUAUAUAUGUAUAUGUAUAUGUCUGAGAAUCAUUCUACAAUUCUAACGUGGUACCACUCAGCGGUUUCGCUGAGCGUGUAGUUUGUAUUUUUCGUUGACUACACGUAGGUAACAAGAAGACAAUGAUGGAACCACUCCCGGAGGGCAUUGAGUCAGAGGAGAUGCAAGGAUGGCAAGCAAAUGUUGAUCAUCAGAUUUUUAAAUGUGUCAUGAUUUGAUUAUUAUUGUACUUCCGCAUUACUCUAAAAAUAUUUUUUAAAUGGGUCGCGAUCCAGAGUCUGUAAAUUUGAUAUUUAUAAGAAAUUGUCAUUUUCAAAUGUCAAGCGAAAUUUUUAAUUAACUCUCGUUUCACCU
This is a messenger RNA of Cuscuta campestris, 2389 nucleotides long. The record is from the annotation of a GenBank genome assembly. NCBI's taxonomy places the organism in Eukaryota, Viridiplantae, Streptophyta, Magnoliopsida, Solanales, Convolvulaceae.